Messenger RNA from Camelina sativa (false flax), 1196 nucleotides. Its product is annotated as agamous-like MADS-box protein AGL5. NCBI's taxonomy places the organism in Eukaryota, Viridiplantae, Streptophyta, Magnoliopsida, Brassicales, Brassicaceae. Gene Ontology annotation, biological process: positive regulation of transcription by RNA polymerase II. Gene Ontology annotation, cellular component: nucleus. Gene Ontology annotation, molecular function: protein dimerization activity; DNA-binding transcription factor activity; RNA polymerase II transcription regulatory region sequence-specific DNA binding. The record is from RefSeq and is a predicted model, not a curated record.
ACUAAUGGUCCAAUUUCUUUCUUUCUUUUUUUCGUCUCUAACAUUGCAGUUUGAAAAAAACUACCAAACCUUCUGUUUUCUGCAAAUGGGGUUUUUAUAUACUUCCAAAGAAAUAUUCCUCUAAAAGAAAAUUAUAAACCAAAACAAAAAAAAAGUAAAGCACAAGCAGCAGUUAAGUGGUACUGAGAUAAUAAGAAUAGUAUCUUUAGACAAAUUUAAAUCUCUCAGAUUUCAUCAAUUCCCUUCUCACUUCUCCUUAAUUCUUUCUGAUCAUAAUUUUGCAAACCCAGCUAGGGUUUAGAUAAAUGGAGGGUGGUGCGAGUAGUAAUGAUGUAGCAGAGAGCAGCAAGAAGAUAGGGAGAGGGAAGAUAGAGAUCAAGAGGAUAGAGAACACUACGAAUCGUCAAGUUACUUUCUGCAAACGACGCAAUGGUUUGCUCAAGAAAGCUUACGAGCUCUCUGUCUUGUGUGACGCUGAGGUCGCUCUUGUCAUCUUCUCCACUCGAGGCCGUCUCUACGAGUACGCCAACAACAGUGUGAGAGGAACAAUAGAAAGGUAUAAGAAAGCUUGCUCCGACGCCGUUAACCCUCCUUCAGUCACCGAAGCUAAUACUCAGUACUAUCAGCAAGAGGCGUCUAAACUUCGGAGACAGAUUCGGGACAUUCAGAAUCUGAACAGACACAUUCUUGGUGAAUCUCUUGGUUCCUUGAACUUUAAGGAACUCAAGAACCUUGAAAGUAGGCUUGAGAAAGGAAUCAGUCGUGUCCGCUCCAAGAAGCACGAGAUGUUAGUUGCAGAGAUUGAAUACAUGCAAAAAAGGGUAAAAGAAAUCGAGCUGCAAAACGAUAACAUGUAUCUCCGCUCCAAGAUAACUGAAAGGGCAGGACUACAACAGCAGGAAUCGGGUGCGAUACAUCAAGGGACGGUUUACGAGUCAGGUGUGACUUCUUCUCACCACUCGGAGCAGUAUAACCGGAAUUAUAUUCCGGUUAACCUUCUUGAACCGAACCAGAAUUCUUCCAACCACGACCAGCCACCUCUGCAACUUGUUUAAUUGAAGUCCAACAUAAGCUCUUUUCUCAUGUGAGAUUGAUCUUAUGCAUAUAUAUAUAUUCAUGUUACACUUACUGUUAAAAACUUAAAAUUGCAGAUGUAACGAUUUGAGAGGGACCUAAUUUUACAUAUAUUUUGACUA